Molecule: messenger RNA, 2766 nt
Organism: Aphanomyces astaci
Lineage: Eukaryota; Oomycota; Saprolegniomycetes; Saprolegniales; Verrucalvaceae
Exons: 6
Coding region: 1-2766 (921 amino acids)
Source: RefSeq, a predicted model, not a curated record
AUGAACAUGCCUUGGCUCCAUCACGCCAAAGCCGCCGCGACGGACUUCGUGCGCGAGCUCUGGUCCACCGACGGCCUCCUCAAUUAUCUUACAGCAAAGACCUAUUUCCUCAUCGUCGCGCUGUAUCAAGUACCAUCCGCCGAAACUUGGCGCUUGCAGCUUCGAGAGCUGGCCACUGUGGAGCGUAAUGUCAACAUCACCCACGGUGCCGUCAACUCCAUAGGGAGCAGCGUUUCCAUGUGCCUCUUGCCCGCGGCGACACCCAUCCAAGAGCGCAUUGCUUCUGACCGAUCGGAAGUCGCUCAUGCGGUGUCAUCAAGCUUAAACGCUGUGCGCCGCGUCAGGUUGGCCAGGUCGGCCUUCCUCAUCGAGCUGGUCCGUACCAAAGACAUCCGUACCAACAAGGUCCUCAGCACAUCCCUCGAAACAAAGAUGCAUCGACUCCUCCGCGCACUGGAGCAAGUGCCGUCCACAGACUCAUGGACGCACCAACUGGAAGAGUUGGCGCUUGACGACCAAUGUGCUUACGACACUCAAGCACACAGCGUCCACGGCAUUGCAAGUGUUACCUCUCACCUUGUGGAUGCACCCAUCCCUACUCCAAAUCCUUCGGAAGUCGCCACGGCGGCAUUGGGUAAACAUAGUGAUGGCCACGAUCAAGAAGACCUGGGCGUUGCCCCCACAGAAGUCGUCGACGACGACGAAGGCGAUGUGCAGCAUGCCACCACCGACGAAGCCGACCUUCUCAAGACAUUUCCCGUUCGACAUCGGUACGCUGCAAUCAACUCGACAGUCGUUGGGUACAAGUCCGUGCCCUUCCACGGCGAGGACGUGCGGCUCUGGCGACAGCAACGACUGGCGCACGUGCUGCCCACCGUGGCCGAGAAUACGGUCGGCCCGUCGGACCAGCUAGGCAAGCGGUUCCAUAGCCGUAGCAAGACCUCCCCGAAGGCGACUGCAGACGACACGGACGAUGACACGGCGGACAAGACGCCGGACUUCUGGGGCGAAGUGCUCAACCCGUCGAGUUGGCCGCACAUUUCGCCUCCGACGACCCCGCCCCCAUCCAACGUCGCCACUGCCGUGUUUGGUGAACAUAGUGACGGCCACGACCAAGAAGACCUGGGAUUUGCCCCCACUGCCGUGUUUGGUGAACAUAGUGAUGGCCACGAUCAAGAAGACCUGGGCGUUGCCCCCACAGAAGUCGUCGACGACGACGAAGGCGAUGUGCAGCAUGCCACCACCGACGAAGCCGACCUUCUCAAGACAUUUCCCGUUCGACAUCGGUACGCUGCAAUCAACUCGACAGUCGUUGGGUACAAGUCCGUGCCCUUCCACGGCGAGGACGUGCGGCUCUGGCGACAGCAACGACUGGCGCACGUGCUGCCCACCGUGGCCGAGAUAACGGUCGGCCCGUCGGACCAGCUAGGCAAGCGGUUCCAUAGCCGUAGCAAGACCUCCCCGAAGGCGACUGCAGACGACACGGACGAUGACAAGGCGGACAAGACGCCGGACUUCUGGGGCGAAGUGCUCAACCCGUCGAGUUGGCCGCACAUUUCGCCUCCGACGACCCCGCCCCCAUCCAACGUCGCCACUGCCGUGUUUGGUGAACAUAGUGACGGCCACGACCAAGAAGACCUGGGAUUUUCCCCCACUGCCGUGUUUGUGCUCAACCCGUCGAGUUGGCCGCACAUUUCGCCUCCGACGACCCCGCCCCUAUCCAACGUCGCCACUGCCGUGUUUGGUGAACAUAGUGACGGCCACGACCAAGAAGACCUGGGAUUUUCCCCCACUGCCGUGUUUGGUGAACAUAGUGAUGGCCACGAUCAAGAAGACCUGGGCGUUGCCCCCACAGAAGUCGUCGACGACGACGAAGGCGAUGUGCAGCAUGCCACCACCGACGAAGCCGACCUUCUCAAGACAUUUCCCGUUCGACAUCGGUACGCUGCAAUCAACUCGACAGUCGUUGGGUACAAGUCCGUGCCCUUCCACGGCGAGGACGUGCGGCUCUGGCGACAGCAACGACUGGCGCACGUGCUGCCCACCGUGGCCGAGAAUACGGUCGGCCCGUCGGACCAGCUAGGCAAGCGGUUCCAUAGCCGUAGCAAGACCUCCCCGAAGGCGACUGCAGACGACACGGACGAUGACACGGCGGACAAGACGCCGGACUUCUGGGGCGAAGUGCUCAACCCGUCGAGUUGGCCGCACAUUUCGCCUCCGACGACCCCGCCCCCAUCCAACGUCGCCACUGCCGUGUUUGGUGAACAUAGUGACGGCCACGACCAAGAAGACCUGGGAUUUGCCCCCACUGCCGUGUUUGGUGAACAUAGUGAUGGCCACGAUCAAGAAGACCUGGGCGUUGCCCCCACAGAAGUCGUCGACGACGACGAAGGCGAUGUGCAGCAUGCCACCACCGACGAAGCCGACCUUCUCAAGACAUUUCCCGUUCGACAUCGGUACGCUGCAAUCAACUCGACAGUCGUUGGGUACAAGUCCGUGCCCUUCCACGGCGAGGACGUGCGGCUCUGGCGACAGCAACGACUGGCGCACGUGCUGCCCACCGUGGCCGAGAUAACGGUCGGCCCGUCGGACCAGCUAGGCAAGCGGUUCCAUAGCCGUAGCAAGACCUCCCCGAAGGCGACUGCAGACGACACGGACGAUGACACGGCGGACAAGACGCCGGACUUCUGGGGCGAAGUGCUCAACCCGUCGAGUUGGCCGCACAUUUCGCCUCCGACGGCCCCGCCCCAUUCAAACUUGGCAUAA